This is a messenger RNA of Sesamum indicum (sesame), 552 nucleotides long. RefSeq names its product seed maturation protein. The record is from RefSeq and is a predicted model, not a curated record. Lineage: Eukaryota; Viridiplantae; Streptophyta; Magnoliopsida; Lamiales; Pedaliaceae.
CGGAGGGGCCAAAGAUAUAUAACAUACACCACCAUUCUCGAAGAUAUAUAAUUAAGCCAUAAACAUAGACUAGUUGCCAAUUUGAUUAUCAUGUCGGGAGCGCAAGGAGCACAGCCGCCGGAGUCAUUCACGGCGACGACAUACGAGUCGGUGGAGGGCGGCGAGAACAAAACGAGACUAGACAUCCACUCCAAGGAGGACGAGGGCGGAAUUCAAAUCGACAAACUGCAGGAUAAGGUGGAGGACGCCGCCGGCGCAGGCGGCCCCGUUUUUGGAGCUGGCAAAGACGACGACAAGGAUGAUUUGGGCGUUACGGGGACCGCUUAGCGAUAUGCUACUUAUCAGACGGCUUCGCAGCAGUUCAACUUUUCUUUUUUCUUCCGUUCCAUCAGUGUUGAGAAUAUAUAGAUAUGUCAAUAUAUAUGUACUUCUAAGUUCCUUUUGUACCAUCAGGUUAAUUAUGUUUAUGUUAUUAUAUUAAUAUAUAUAGAAGUAGUAUUAGUUGCUCUUAGAUUUUCAAAAGUUUUAAUGCGAAUUGUGGAGUUGAACGCA